AUGAAGUCCGUAGCUGGAAUGAAUCUCGGUUCCUUGGGAAUCCUCCUUGCCGCCAUGACUCUCGCUCUAGCCGAAACUGAGCUGCUCGAGCGACAACCGAGGCUAUCAAAAUACCAAGAUGCAUGGAAGUCAUUGACGGUGCCAGGACGGUACUACUUGUAUAUGAGGUCAUACGAAGAAGAGCCGUUCUACGGGAGAGACCGAAAAUGCGUCUUUAACGAACUGAUCUCCAUCAACGAGGAAGAAAAAUACACUGUCAGCACGUUCGGAUCUAUAAGUACGAAGGACGGCACAACGAGCACCCAAACGGCCUACGCAUGGGCGCAUGCAUCUGAGGGCUACACAGUGCCGAAUGUGAUUGAAGCGUCAAACUCAAAAGAAAAGCUCUUCACCCUGGAGUAUCCAGUAGCUUUCUCGGAGUAUGAUAACUGCGACAUACUGAGGGUUCCUCACCGUGAUAAUGCCUGCGAGCUUUGGGCAAAAGAAGGCAAGAUACACGAGAUCAAAUCGCUCUGUUUCUACGUUUUCCACCUUCUCUGCGGACCGGAAAAGUACUUCGUCUAUGACAGAGACCUUUGCAGUCGAGAAGUGCUUCCUUGCGAAUAAGAAGCGUACGAGGAAUUAAAUAUGGAACCGUGAGCUUAAACAGAGCAAUCGGUUCGGGUCAGCCAGCUUGCCGGGCGCUGGCCGAUUGGGAAUAAGACUACUGGGCCGUGUUUUCUGCCUGCAGUGCUGCAGUCCUCACCUGCUGCUUUAUUUUUCAUUGUGGCCUCCGAAAUCCGUUCACUGGGGCCACCGCACUCACGGUAUGUCUGGGUUUCAAAACACGCAGAAACUACCAACCGCCAUAACUACUCGAUGAUUGAGUGGUGCUUGGCCCGUCUGGCUCCAAAACGCGCAUUGAUUGCAUCAGGGGCUUAAAUUCGAAGCAUUGCUCUUUUUUCGCCAACCCCAGAGGGUGAAGCUAAGGACGAAGAGGUGAUCCGACGACAAUGACACGAUGACGACGACAAAGUGGCGACAGCCGUUGUUCGGCGUAACGUAGAGUAAUGACGGAUGAUCGUUCACAGCGAACUCAGCGAACACAGUUUACAGCUUUUAAGUAUUGUACAGGCAUCACUAAAAAGAAAAUUACAGUAGAAACAGCCUCCGUAUCAAAAUAAUCUGCUGGAACUUCUUAAAUUGAACUUCUUAAAUUCAAUGUAAAUUUCCCGGCGACUGCGGCUAACGUGUAGAGGAAGGAAGGAAAGAUGGAGAAAAGAAAGUAAUAAGACAAGUAGCGCAAAAUAAUGUAAGAAGUGCAGGUGACUGAACAGAGCCCUGCUGUAGAUGACAGUCCCGUCGCCUGUAUUCGUUCUACUAUUUGGCACUGCGUUCCAUCCCGGCUUCUCAGCAACUAUCCCAGCAACGCAUCCUACAGCAUAGCUUGAAAAACAAAAAAGAAA
Molecule: messenger RNA, 1445 nt
Organism: Dermacentor andersoni
Lineage: Eukaryota; Metazoa; Arthropoda; Arachnida; Ixodida; Ixodidae
Product: female-specific histamine-binding protein 2-like
Biological process (GO): symbiont-mediated perturbation of host defenses
Molecular function (GO): amine binding
Source: RefSeq, a predicted model, not a curated record